Messenger RNA from Pangasianodon hypophthalmus (striped catfish), 1678 nucleotides. It is a transcript of the gene ing2, whose product is annotated as inhibitor of growth family, member 2. The record is from RefSeq and is a predicted model, not a curated record. Gene Ontology annotation, cellular component: nucleus. NCBI's taxonomy places the organism in Eukaryota, Metazoa, Chordata, Actinopteri, Siluriformes, Pangasiidae. The transcript is spliced from 2 exons. Gene Ontology annotation, biological process: positive regulation of DNA-templated transcription. Bases 186 to 1043 code for a protein of 285 amino acids.
CGCAGUAGCCUCAGUUUUGUUUGAGGGGAGUUCUGGUGUAGUCAGAGAAGUGAAUUUUGGCCGGAAAGGCAAGCAGAGGGAGCGAGAAACACACACAAUACGGCGAUUUCAUCGGUUUAAUCAGACUUAUGAGCGGUUUAUUUUGUACCAGACACCUCCUGGAUGCUUAAUGUGUCGGUUUUACAAUGUUAGGACAUUAUCCAAACGCGGAAAAAUCGCAGAUUGUGAGCUAUGUGGAGGAUUACCUGGAGUGUGUCGAGUCGCUUCCUCUGGACAUUCAGAGAAAUGUUUCACUUCUGCGGGAAAUCGACACCAAAUAUCAAGAGAUCUUGAAGGAGGUGGACGAGGUGUUUGAGAAGUAUAAGAAGGAGGCGGAUGGCUCUCAGAGGAAGCGUCUCCAGAUGCAGCUGCAGCGCGCCCUCAUCAGCAGCCAGGAGCUCGGCGACGAGAAGAUCCACGUGGUCACGCAGAUGAUGGAGGUGGUGGAGAACCGCUCGCGUCAGAUGGAGGCUCACUCGCCGUGCUUCCUGGACCCCAGCGAUGCCGAAAGACCGGCUGAAAAAUCUCGUCACGAGACGGGAAGCGGCGCCGCUAACGCUGUAACGGAGCGCUCGUCGUCACGCAGACCUCGCCGCCAUCGCAACAGCGAGAGCCGCGACUCGUGUUACAGCGCUAACGGAGCUAACGGGGUUCUGGAGGACCCGAGCGACGAACCUGCGUCUCAGCCGCCCCGCGAGAAGAAGUCCAAAUCGGCUAAGAAGAAGAAGCGCUCGAAAGCGAAACCGGAACGCGAAGUUUCUCCCGCCGUGGAGUUCAACAUCGACCCUAACGAGCCGACGUACUGCCUGUGUGAGCAGGUUUCCUACGGAGAGAUGAUCGGCUGCGAUAACGAGCAGUGCCCCAUCGAGUGGUUCCACUUCUCCUGCGUCGGACUCACCUACAAACCCAAGGGCAAGUGGUACUGUCCAAAGUGCCGAGGAGACAGUGAAAAGACCAUGGACAAAAGCACAGAGAGGCCCAAGAAGGACCGCCGGUCGAGGUAGUGGCUCAGAAACGAGUCACGUGUACAGGAGAGCGAGACGUCAAGCCUGAGCCACGCGUACGGAAAGUUCCAGACUGUUCCGGCUCCACAGAUUCACGCCGAUCUUCCUCACACACGAAACACGAGAACACGUUGUGCUUUAUUUUUCACCUUCAGCUUGUCUGUUUACUCGUUAACAACCGUCUGAUUGGUUCAAAUCAGGAUCAGCUCCAAGUUAAAUUGUCUCAGCUCACUGAUUGGUCCAGGAAAAUCAUCUCAGCGUCCCGAUUGGUCCGAGUUAAAAUCGUCCUAAAGCUGUGAUUGGUUAGUAAAUAAGCGACUCGUGGAACAGCUCCUGGUUUCGGGUCGGAGUGGAUCUGUGGAGCGAAAGCUCAGACAGUGACACUCCCUCGUUCACUUCCCCUCAGCACUUGUCCUGGAUUAAACCCCGUCCGCCAUCUUGAGAGCUUUUCACUACGUCCCUACACACAUCCCAGAAUGCACUGCGGUUUCUGAUGCCCUUUCGUUAGAGCAUAAUAUUUCAACACUAACAUCUGUUCAGGUUGCGCUUGAUUCCUUUGAAUUUACUAGUUAGUUUGCGAGGUAGUGAAUUAGCACGCUUGUUAAAAAGCCGCUCUAAAGGAAAUUAAACCGUAA